ACAACCCUGUGCAAUUUUUGCUGAGUGCGUCGUAUUUUUUCUUUCUCUUUUAAAGCUAUUGCCUGCGUAAAUCCAUUUCCUGAGUAAACAACCUACUCGUUAACGGACGCAUCGACAUUUCCCAAAGUUUCAUUGGUCUGCUAGACUCACCGGCUUUUCUCUGCACUCCACAAUGGAUUUGGUCUGGAGCCUGUGCUUCGUAGGGAGUCUCUGCGCUUGGCUUGCAUCUGCAGAAAGGCACAGUGUAUAUUGGAAUAGAACAAACACCAAGUUCCUAUGGGACGACUAUGCGGUGGAGGUGCGUCUGAACGACUACCUGGACAUCGUGUGCCCCCACUACCCGCUGGGCGAGGUGGCAUCGCAGGAUGCUGAGCGCUACGUGCUCUACAUGGUGGAGCGGGAGGACUACGACGCUUGCAAGCCUCAGUCCUACGACCAGAUGCGCUGGGAGUGCGGCCACCCCUUCGCCCCCCACGCUGCUGAGAAGUUCUCCGAGAAGUUUCAGCGUUUCACCCCCUUCACCUUGGGCAAGGAGUUCCGCCAGGGAGAGAGCUACUACUAUAUCUCCAAACCUCUGCACCACCACGGACAGGAGUGCCUCAGGCUCAGGGUAGACGUCAUAGCUGCUGAUGGAUCUCAAGAGGCCAGGGUUUCAACUGGAAGAGCUGCAGCUGGGGGUGGAGCACACAAUGUCUCCAACAGACUGCCUGCAGAUGACCCAGUGGUAAUCCUUCCAGAUGUCCAGAAAAGCGUGCGGACAAAUUCAGCGGUUUCGACAGCAUCCUUCUCUAUUCUCUCAUUGAUGGUGCCAGUCUUAUCAUUGCUGUCGUUACAGUGAGACUGAAAGAACUACAGAUCCUAUAGACUUGGAGGGACUACAAUGAAGUUGGUCUGUGGGGAACCACAGAUGCAAGACAGUUCUCAAAGCCCAA
Messenger RNA from Oncorhynchus nerka (sockeye salmon), 932 nucleotides. Its product is annotated as ephrin-A1-like. Gene Ontology annotation, molecular function: ephrin receptor binding. Lineage: Eukaryota; Metazoa; Chordata; Actinopteri; Salmoniformes; Salmonidae. Gene Ontology annotation, cellular component: plasma membrane. The record is from RefSeq and is a predicted model, not a curated record. Gene Ontology annotation, biological process: axon guidance; ephrin receptor signaling pathway. Bases 173 to 838 code for a protein of 221 amino acids. The transcript has 5 exons.